Messenger RNA from Phragmites australis (common reed), 336 nucleotides. RefSeq names its product lysine-rich arabinogalactan protein 18-like. The coding region runs from base 1 to 336 and encodes 111 amino acids. The transcript has a single exon. The record is from RefSeq and is a predicted model, not a curated record. Lineage: Eukaryota; Viridiplantae; Streptophyta; Magnoliopsida; Poales; Poaceae.
AUGUGGUGGCGCCCCUCCCAGGCCUCCCAGGCGUCGCCCCUCCUUGGCCUCCCAUCUCUGUCCGGUGAUCCUACCUCCACAGCCUCCUGCCCUUCUGACCUGGUGGCCGUCCCUCCCUGCCCCGCCUCCCCACCAGUUCGCCACCGCAGCACCGCCUCGCCUCUCCGCCAUCAGCCCACUGCCCCGCUGCCUCGGCCUCCCCGCUUGGCCACCGCCUCCCCGCCGCCCCUCCUCGGCCUCCCUGCCCAGCCGCCCCGCCUCCAUGUCGUCGCCCUCCUCGCUCGACCACGGCGCCACGCCUCCAUGGGCCACAACCUCCCUGUUGCCCCUCCCUAG